Molecule: messenger RNA, 1137 nt
Organism: Dichotomopilus funicola
Lineage: Eukaryota; Fungi; Ascomycota; Sordariomycetes; Sordariales; Chaetomiaceae
Exons: 1
Coding region: 1-1137 (378 amino acids)
Biological process (GO): intracellular monoatomic cation homeostasis
Cellular component (GO): mitochondrial inner membrane
Molecular function (GO): ribosome binding
Source: RefSeq, a predicted model, not a curated record
AUGCGACAGCGCAGCCUACUCAAUGGCGCAUUGCGCGCCAAUGUCUGCCAAUUUUCCCAGGCAUCGACACCAUACACAUUCAACCCGCGCGCGGCCGUGAUCGCGGCCGUCGUCUCCCGACAAUCCUCGCGGUCCCAGCAGCCACGACAACGACGCUAUGCCUCGGACGCAGCCGCCCACGAUCACCGCCACCAAGGCCCUUCUCCUUCUCAUUUCUCCUCGCCAUCCUCGACUACUACAACAGCGGGGUCCGCCAGCGCCAGCAGCAAUACAGCCCUGAAAACAACACCUGUCCACGACCUCGCACCGUCAGCCGCCAACCCACCCGCAACAACCCGCCCGCCACCACUCGAUCUCCCCUCGCGGCCCGCCGGCACGACCGGCCCGCCUUUCCUAUCCCCAGCCAACUUCUCGCACCUCUACGCCACAGGCAUGACCUACGUACGAUUCUACAAAACCGGCCUCAAACACAUCAUCACCAACACCCGACUCGUCUACAACAAACCCACCGCCGACGGGCCCCCGGCCCCGCUGCCCUCCACCCGCGCCCACCUACACCUACGCCAGCGCUGGUCACACGACGUCCGCCGGCUCCCGCUGUUCGCACUGAUCCUGCUCGUAUGCGGCGAGUUCACACCGCUGGUGGUGCUCGUGCUGCCCUCAGCGGUGCCGCUGACAUGCCGGAUCCCGCGGCAGGCGGACAAGGUGCUGCGCGGGGUGGAAGGGCGGCGGGCCGAGGCGCGAGCUGAGCUGGCGCUGCUGGAUGGGACGCGGGAGCAGCAGAUUGAGCAGCGGCUUGUGUCGCCUGCGGUGCUGGCUGGGGUCCUGGGCCUGCGGGCGCGGGCGUGGACGCCCGGGUUUGUUGCGGCGUCGCGGGUGGAGAGGCGGCUGCGGUUCCUGGCGGUGGAUGAUGCGUUGCUGGUCCGGUCGGGCGGGGCCAGGGCGCUGGUGCCGGAGGAAGUCCGGUUGGCGUGUACGGACCGUGGGGUGGAUGUGUUGGGGCGGAGGGAUGUGGAGUUGAGGGGUGUGUUGGAGCGGUGGUUGCGACUGACAGAUGCGAGACGGCUUGGGGAGGACGGGCGGGAAAAGGCCGUCAGUCGGUUGCUGUUGAGCCCGGAUCAUGAGUGGGGAGUAUGA